Fusarium odoratissimum NRRL 54006 is the source of this 1647-nucleotide messenger RNA. RefSeq lists its product as uncharacterized. Lineage: Eukaryota; Fungi; Ascomycota; Sordariomycetes; Hypocreales; Nectriaceae. The record is from RefSeq and is a predicted model, not a curated record. Bases 1 to 1647 code for a protein of 548 amino acids. Gene Ontology annotation, cellular component: membrane. Gene Ontology annotation, molecular function: carbohydrate:proton symporter activity. Gene Ontology annotation, biological process: carbohydrate transport; transmembrane transport. The transcript has 11 exons.
AUGACUUCCAAAGAUUCGGAGAAACCGACUGUCGUCCACGACCCAGAGCCGAUUGACUUCUUUACCAAAGAGUCGCUGGGCAUGAAUAACCAAGUAUACGAGACCAAGUUUGCAGCCCUUGGACGAUGGGCCGUUGUCAAGACCUUUUGGAAGGCUCUCCUUUUCUGCAUGAUCUUGAACUGGGCAGCCUUGAACGAUGGCUUCCAGCAACAGAUUCCCGGUAACGUCAUCCCGAUGCAAGCCUUCAUCAACACCAUGGCCGAUACCACGAUCAACGGCAAGCCAGCCGUCAGCGCUCGAGUCGUCUCCUACUGGCAGGGUUUCGCUGAGAUGUCCAAGACCCUUGGCAUGUUCACAGGUGGUUAUUUUGCCGAUAGGUUGGGUAGAAAGAAGGCUCUCUGCGGUGCGAUCGUUAUACUUCUCGGAGGCUCUAUUGCCGAGAUCACAGCAUCUGGCUGGAAGAGUUGGCUUGGAGCUGCCGUUCUCGUUCGGCUCGGUGUUGGACUUGCACAGUCAAUCCUCAUCACAUAUGUCUCGGAGCUCACGCCUUUCCAGAUUCGAGGUCUGAUGAUUGGUGCUUAUCAGCUCUGCCUUGGUAUCGGACAGCUCAUCAGCGCGAUUGCUACGCAGCUCAUUACUAUCCAUCAGCCGACCAAGUGGCGACCUCUUAUUGCCACUGAGUUUAUUUUCACUGGACUUCUUAUCUUGAUGGUAUGGCUCGUUCCCGAGUCUCAUAUCUACUACGCUCGAAAGGGAGAGGACGACAAGGCCAAGAAGUCUAUGCUAACACUCUACGGUAACAUUGACGGCUACGAUGUGGAACACGAGUAUCGUGUCAUCCAGCAUGGUAUCGAUGCUGAGAGGCAGCUUCAUCUCGAGUCCAAGUCCUCGUCCUUCUUUGAGAUCUUCGACAAGCAUAACUGGCGCAGGACAUUGGCCGGAUGCAUGGGUAUUUGCAGUCAAUGGGCUGCUGGAGCACCAAUUGUGUUUUCCUACUCAACAUACUUCUUCGCUGUUGCCGGUCUGAAGGAUCCCUUUCUCGUCACCAUCAUUACAUUCGUGCUACUCAUUAUCGCCAUUGUGUCAUCCCUCGUCGCGUGCGAGUUCAUCGGUCGCAGACCUCUCCUCGUUGGGCGAGUACAAAUCAGAAAGCAGAUGAAGCCUUCGCUGACCGACUAUCUAGUGGAUAACACGGCCUCCGAUAAGGCGGCCUUGGGCUGUCUUCUCCUCUGGGUUAUCGCUUACGGCUGCUCAGCCGGACCGAUCGGUUUUGUUGCAGCUGGCGAAACCUCUACCCCACGUCUACGAGCCCAGACGACCUCAUUCAAUUUGGGCUGCUAUGGUCUUGGAUUUGUUGUCUUCCAAUGGACCGUCUCGUACAUGAUCAGUCCGGAUGCUGGUAACCUUGGUGUCAAGGCUGUGUUUGUCUGGGCUGGAUUAUUGGUACCCACGACUGUUCUUCUUUGGUUCUUCUAUCCCGAGACCUAUGGUCGAAGUUACUGGGAGCUCGACGAGCUUUAUUCCCGAAAUAUCCCUGCUUGGCGAUUCAAGAAUACUCCAACUUUGGUUGACGAGAGUGGUGGCAAGAAUCGAGCUCUUAUGUCUGGUCGAAAUGACCAUUCGAAGAACCAGAAUACCAUGACUUGA